Apis dorsata (giant honeybee) is the source of this 1235-nucleotide messenger RNA. It is a transcript of the gene Atg3, whose product is annotated as ubiquitin-like-conjugating enzyme ATG3. The transcript is spliced from 5 exons. NCBI's taxonomy places the organism in Eukaryota, Metazoa, Arthropoda, Insecta, Hymenoptera, Apidae. Gene Ontology annotation, biological process: nucleophagy; autophagy of mitochondrion; autophagosome assembly. The record is from RefSeq and is a predicted model, not a curated record. Gene Ontology annotation, cellular component: cytosol; cytoplasmic ubiquitin ligase complex. The coding region runs from base 204 to 1037 and encodes 277 amino acids. Gene Ontology annotation, molecular function: Atg8-family ligase activity.
GUGGGGAAAUAGUAAAAGAUGGUAGGGGAAUUUAAUGGAAAGGGGAGUUUUUUUGGUAUCGCAUAUAUGACUCCUCUAUGUUCGCCCAAAUCGAUAAUACGUUGGAAACUGUUGAUAUCAUAUGAAUGUUUGCUGUAAACAAUUAUUUUCUCUGAUCUUUUUCACUUUUAAUAAAUUUAAAUUUUCUGUUCUGCAAAAAAGCGAUGCAGAGUGUUAUUAAUUCUGUAAAAGGUACUGCGCUUGGUGUUGCCGAAUACUUAACCCCUGUAUUAAAGGUAUGCUUGACCAUACAAAUCUAUAUUUUUAAAAUAAAUAUUAUUGAAUACAGCAAAGAACAAGAAUGCAUUAUAGAAGCAGAUGAUCCAGAAGGUGGUUGGGUUGAUACACAUCAUUAUGACACGAGUCUUAGUGGAAUUGAAGAAAGAGUAACUGAAAUGACAUUAGACGAAACACAACUUUCUCAAUCAAUUGGUACAGAGGAAAAUAAUGGAGAGGAAAAUGAUGAUGAUGAUGAUAAUGAUGAUGAUGAUGAUGAUGAAGAUGCUGCAGAUAUGGAAGCUUUUGAAGUCAGUGGAAUGCUAGAUGAAGAAGAUAAGUAUGCAGCAAAAAUUACAAAAAAACCAAUCAAAGAUAAAUGGGAAUCAUUUUCUGAAGGAGAAAUUAUUCACACACGUACAUACGAUUUAUAUAUUACAUAUGAUAAAUAUUAUCAGACACCUCGAUUAUGGCUUUCAGGAUAUGAUGAGAAUCGUAAGCCUUUGACAGUAGAAGAGAUGUAUGAGGAUGUUAGUCAGGAUCAUGCUAAAAAAACUGUUACAAUGGAGAUACAUCCUCAUAUACCUGGACCAUUAAUGGCUUCAGUUCAUCCAUGCAGACAUGCUGAAGUAAUGAAGAAAAUUAUUGAAACUGUAAUGGAAGGUGGUCGUGAACUUGGAGUACAUAUGUAUCUUAUAAUAUUUCUUAAAUUUGUGCAAUCUGUAAUUCCUACAAUUGAAUAUGAUUAUACACAAAAUUUUAUGCUAAAUGCUUCUGGUUAAAAAUUUUGUGAACUUUCAUUGUAUUUUAAGGAUGAACGUGAUUUUAGUUUAUAAGCUCAUAAUAAGUAAUAGUAUUAAAAGGAUUGUGUGAAAUAUAUAAUAAGUAUAAUAAUAAGUAUAUUUCAGUUCAGAAAAUUAUGUCUAUACAUGUAUAAAAUAUUUAAAUAUAAAAUCAAAUUUGACUGAUUUUAUGUAUUA